Molecule: messenger RNA, 4427 nt
Organism: Lates calcarifer (barramundi perch)
Lineage: Eukaryota; Metazoa; Chordata; Actinopteri; Centropomidae
Product: abl interactor 1
Exons: 11
Coding region: 42-1532 (496 amino acids)
Cellular component (GO): intracellular anatomical structure; lamellipodium
Molecular function (GO): SH3 domain binding
Source: RefSeq, a predicted model, not a curated record
CUGAAAAGGACAGAGAGGAGAGAAAUGCAAAGGGAUGUAAGAUGGCAGAGCUACAAAUGCUAUUAGAGGAGGAAAUCCCUGCCGGUAAAAGAGCGCUUGUGGAAAGCUACCAGAACCUGUCCCGGGUCGCGGAAUACUGUGAAAACAAUUAUGUUCAGGCUCAAGACAAGAAGAAGGCCCUGGAGGAGACCAAGGCCUACACCACCCAGUCUCUGGCCAGCGUGGCCUACCAGAUCAAUGCCUUAGCUAACAAUGUGCUGCAGCUGCUGGACAUCCAGGCCUCACAACUACGACGCAUGGAAUCCUCCAUCAACCACAUCUCCCAGACUGUGGACAUUCAUAAAGAGAAGGUGGCACGUCGGGAGAUCGGCAUCCUGACCACAAACAAAAACACCUCUCGCACCCACAAGAUCAUCGCCCCGGGCAACAUGGAGCGGCCGGUGCGCUACAUUCGAAAGCCCAUCGAUUACACACUGCUGGAUGAUGUGGGACACGGUGUCAAAUGGCUUAAGGCCAAGCAACAUGGGAACAAUGCAGCAGGACGAGGAGGGACGCUUUCCAGGACCAACCCCCCAACACAGAAACCCCCAAGCCCCCCCAUGGCUGGUCGUGGCACCCUGGGGCGUAACACUCCCUACAAGACACUGGAGCCAGUGAAGCCUCCAGUGGUGCCUAAUGACUACAUGACAAGCCCGGCCCGACUGGGCAGCCAGCACAGCCCUGCACGCACAGCCUCACUCAACCAGAGGCCCAGGACACACAGUGGCAGCAGUGGGGGUAGCGGAGGCAGGGAGAACAGUGGCAGCAGUGGAGUUGGUGUCCCUUUAGCAGUUCCUACCCCCUCCCCUCCCAGUUUGGGACAAGUGGCGACGUCCUCAGCCUCGGUGCCCCAGGGCCCCGGAUUGGGCCCCAUCCCUAUGUCCCAGUUUGGCACCAUCUCCCGCCAGAUCUCCCGCCACAACUCUUCCACCACCUCCUCGGCCUCCAUGGUGUCGGCCACCGGCACCUACCGCCGCGCACCCUCCGUCUCCUCCCAGCAGCCUCACAUCAACGGGGGCCCCGCUUACUCACAGAGCUCAGUGUCUGUGGCUCCUCCACCUCCUCCUCCCAUGGUCCAGCUGACCCCACAGAUCCCUCUGACCGGUUUUGUGGCCAGAAUGCAGGAGAGCAUAACAGACAGCCCUGCCCCGCCUCCUCCGCCUCCACCAGAGGACAUGGGUGUGUUUGAGGAACCCUCUCCCCCUCCUCCUCCCCCACCUGUGGACUAUGAGGAAGAAGAGGCAGCAGUGGUUCACUACAGUGAUCCCUAUGCUGACGGAGACCCCCACUGGGCCCCCAAGGCUUAUUUAGAGAAAGUUGUGGCCAUCUAUGACUACACCAAGGACAAGGAGGAUGAGCUGUCCUUCAUGGAGGGAGCCAUCAUCUACAUAAUCAAGAAGAACGACGAUGGCUGGUUCGAGGGCGUCUGCAACGGCGUCACUGGACUCUUCCCAGGAAACUACGUUGAGUCCAUCAUGCACUAUGCUGACUAAAAAAGAAAAAGAAACAAAAAAUCCACCUAAAAUGGCACUGCAGUUUUGAGCAGAGGUAGAACCGUGAAGAUGUACAGAUGUAUGCAGUGCAGCGAUAGCAGUUCAUACAGCUCCUGUUUUGAAGUGCCAUGGUGAAGUCUUAUACAAAAUGGUUUUCUUUUGGGGGGGCUUGUGCUUGCACGGUUUUGUUCUGCUCUUAAAAAAAAAGUGUCGCACAAUGAAGGAGGGUGCUGAAUCUUUGGAUGGCUGGGGUCUGUUAGUUUACACUGUGAACGAAAUGGAGAUAAACCCCUUUUUUCUACCGCUUUCACAUCUGUGGUGGUCGGUAGCACUUUUCAAUCUGCCUCACAAUAAAUAACAUACAUAUAAAAUAAUUAAAAAGAAUGACAAACAAAUCUAGAUGUAGUGUUAAUUUGCAUUCAAGGUGCUAUCAGAAAGUUCUGAGACUGCGCCUAUAACUAGCAAAAACCAUACUUGAUUUAUAUUAUCAGGGCAUUCCCUUUGAAGAAAUCAGCGUAACACUGCUCCCAGUGCUCCUGCCACACUUUGAAGGCUCCCUUGAAAUCCCGUUCUGUAAACGCGCCUCCUCUACUGUGUCAUCCCUCAGCUUAAAUGAAGAAGAAGUCGCAGGGAGCCAAAUCUGUUGAGUGGGGAGCGACAAUUGUGCUAGCGCAGCCAAAAUACAGCUCGCAGUCAUGAUGGUUUUCAACAUGGUGCUACUUCUGUUCCAUGGUGAAAUAGCAAUUGUGCACCUGCACCUGCACCUGCUGCAUGUGCAUUAUUGUCUCACACUGCAUUUGUUUGCAGCAGGAUCAGUCUCUGAAAUUUCUGAUUGCGCCUCAUGUGCAGUCAACAUUUCCAGUAAUUACAGUAUGCAGUAGAUCCAGACAGUGAAGUAUUACAAUGAUUUUGUUGAAUAGAUGAGGCAGUGUGGCAUUCCUAUGACAAAAUGCCACACAGAUGCUCCUAACCCUUCAUUUGCACUGUAGACCAGCAGACUAACUCUUCCCUCCUUUCAAAAAUAUCCAUCUGACCUUAUCAAAAAAAAAACCUGAAAAGGACAAACAAACAUCAACAAGUGCAUUAGGACACGACUGAAUGUUCCAUGCUGUCGAUGUCCAAAUCACAAGAUGUUUAAGAGGGGGAACAAAAGCAACUUGGAGUUGUGCAUUUACUAUGCUCUGUGUGGGUGGGGAUGCUGUUAAAAAGGAAGUGAAGUGAGUGUAUAGAAUGCAUUACAAAAAAAGAAAACUGUUUCUUCUUUCUGGUGGAGUUUCUUUCUGUUCUCUAAUGUGUAUAUAAACUGUAAUGUGAGAAGCUGCCAGUACAGUACAUUUGUCAGUGUGUUUCACCUGUGAGUUUCCAUCAGCGUCAGUGGAGGUGGUGCCAAGAUUGGAAGGGUUUCAUUUUUCUUUUUUCUUUUGUGUUUAUUUUUACUUGAAUAUUAAUUUUAUUCAUCACUCACAGUGCCAUUUUAACUUUAUCUAGGCAAAGUGGCUGUGUAUAAACAUUUAUUUUUCUCUUAAGUCACAGCAAUAUCAUUUUUACCAUUGUCACUAUAUUUGGUGAUGCUGUCCAGCUACUGUAGCAGAGCUCCGAGAUGUUUCUUGCUUCAGAAAGUGAAGCAGAGGAAGGACUAACUUGUAUGUUUCCAUGUUGUUUUCCAUUGUGUUGGAAUAGCUGCACUGAUUAGUUAUCGACAACUGUGAUGACUUUCUGAUUUUCCUUCGUGGCUCCGAUUGCAGUAUCAACUAACCUUUACAUUUAUUGUCAUUUCUUUCAGUGGUUGAUGGUGUGGUGCUUCACACUGGUGCUCAAUAACCAUAAUCACCAACCCACACAACCUCAAAACAAGACUGCUCUACAUAGAAAUGUAACUAAGGAUUUUAGGUCUCCUUAUUUUGUUCCAGAAGGUGAACAUUGGUCGUUUUUGAUCUCCAAUCACUUCUGCAUUGUAGUGAAUGUAGGUGACUCAGCAGUAAUGUACUACAGGUAGAAUCAGUCUGCUACUUAAGUUUUUUUUUGUCUAGAGUCUGUGCUACACAUGAAUGACACCUGCGAUCUGCAGUGAAGGAAUGAAAUGCAACCCUGAGGGCUUUAAGACAGUGCUGAUAUGAAGUCUUUCUUUUUCAGAUUUCUACUACUUUUGCGAAAUAAGAUGCCUGCUCUUACAAAGUGAUUGUUGGUGCAAAUAAAACUCGCUGUCAAAUAUCAUUAAAACCAAUGCUUAUCUCAGAAUAUGUGUUUCUAACAAGUCACAUAAACAGACAUAAUCAUAUGUACUUUGAAAAUAACGGGCAUUGGACAUGAACUUUUAUUCUGAAAUGGAUCUAGAGGUAACAUUUUCAGGUUUCUACACAGACCUGAAAAGACUCAGUCAAAUCAACAGUAUUUAUUGAGCCUCUGUGCAUGAAAGUAUCUAAAUGUCAUUACAGUGAAUGAUUUGCCACUACAUCCCAUUCUUGAUUGUAUUUUUUCCAUCAUGAGGUAAUUUUUUGUGAGAAAACAACUUUUUCUACCUAAUGUAUUUCUAGCUUUGCAUUCAACUUGUUCUUAUGUCUGAGACUGCUGAGGAAGGUUCAUUAGCAGUUUGUAUGUAAAGGAUUUAUUUAUACUUUUUUCAUAGAGAAAUCAUGAGACAACCACUGACGUGCAGAACUUUGUAAUGUUUACCACUUUAACGUCUAGCAUUUCAGGGCAUCACAGGUCAAGACGCCUUUCUUUGAUGUGUUUUUUCUUAUGAUCAAACGUGGAAAAAAAAAAAAGAUCAGUAACUUAAAUGUUCACGGGAACAGAAUCCGGUAUUUGUCUUCUUCUCUCAGUUUGUACAUAGGAUGUGUUCAUUGAAAUUUAUGUACAGUCUUUUUGUAAUAAACAGCUCAUUGAAACAAUGAA